UGCGAAGUAGAGAAAUCCUCACACAUGUCGGAAAAGACUCAGCUUUUAUCGAUAAAAAACCGUCUAAAAGAACACCCUUACGAUUGAUCCUGGUGGGUGGAAAACGGACCAUUAUCUUCUGCGGCUAUAGGAUCGCAUAAUGGUCGAUCAACCUAACCAGAAGUCGUAUAAAAUCCGCGGUCAUUCAAGGCAACGAAGAAGUUCCAAACCUUACUUGAGGCCUAACGAAGCAAAAAAUAAGGGAAUUUUUGAUAAAGUCAAAGAAUACUUCAAUCCAAGUUGGUUGGUCGGGUAUUUUUCAUCAAGCAAGGACGAUUCUGAAGAGUACGAGCGAAAUUUAGACAGUCACGCUACUGUCACACAUGAGGAAGGCAGUGCUUCGAAUGUGAGAGAGCCAAUACAGCAUGCUUCUUCUUAUGUUGCAGAAGAGGAUGAAAAUGAGGACAGUUUUGAAAGUUUUGAAAAUGAUUCUGAACAGAGUUUGAAUGAGGACGAUAUGAAUGAUGAUCUAACUGUUCACGACAAGAAUGACAGAAGGGAGAAACUUGAUAACCGUGAUCACUCGAUUCGAUUGUCAGGUUCCCUAGAUGAUGAUUUUGAGGAUGCCAAAGAAAGACAAAAGAGGACAGUCUUUGAUUCUUCAGAUCGUAUAUUUCAAAGGACCGAUCAUCUUACUCGGAAACCAUUACCUUCCUUACUCCAUUCUCGUGCUGCAUCAAGCUCGUUGCUAUUGCAACGUGGGAUGCACGGCAUUCGAAAUAAAGGAAAUUUAUUCAGUGCAAAUUCAGGUGGAAGCACUACUUCUAGAAUGAAAUUUUCAUCAACACCAAUUACCGCACAUGAUACUGGUGAAUCAAGUGCUAAUCUCGUGAAUGAUAAACUAGCAAGGCAUUCUUUAAGUGCAAGGAAUUUAUCAAUAAAUGACCGCAUGUCGACUAGAAAUGAGACACCAAAAAUGGCUUCUGUGCCAGAAGAUAAACCAUCAAGAACAUCAAGUUUACCAGCUCUUUCAACUACCAAUUCUACACCGUUGUUUUCUGUCGAGAAAUUUGUCACACCUGUGCAACGAUCGUUCAAAAAUAAACGGGUUGGUUCACCAAACUAUCCUGGACCUGUGAUUUAUGGUGGAGCUUUGAAUGUUUCUCGUGAAAUACCUUUUAAAAGAAGGAAGAUGUCAACAUCGCCAGGCUCCGAGAGCCAUCAUCCUGUAUCAAAAUUACGUAUUCGAGGUGUAAAACAGUUAUCAACACAAAGUGCUGCUGCUGGCCGAUCCAGCACAAAAACGGCUCAACGUAUUCUUGAUGCUUUGGAGUCAGUCUCUUCCCCUCUUAAGGAUGUUCGACGUAUUCCUGCACCCAUAUCAUUGGCAUCUGCUUCACCUUUAUCUUUUAUUCCUUCAAAGACAAGAACAAUACCUCCCAAGACAAAAGUUGGUCCAAGGGUUUCAUAUCUGCAGGCAAAAUUAAUUGGUGAUCCUCCUGUAUCGUCACUUCAAACCCCCGAUGUUGCGAAAGUUUCGUUUGUUGAAGAACCCCGUGAAUCCACAGAAGUCCAAUCUGAUCCAUCACCUUCAACCACGCGCCGACCUUCAAAUCCCCGCUCCCAAGAUAGCACGUUUUUCAGUGAUCUAAAUGAUGUCGUUCUCAAGACUUCUCUGCCUGGUUCUUUAGCGCCCAAAUCUUUACCAACCUCUCUAUCGCCAAUUGAGAAUACGAAAAAAUCUGGUGGCAAAAUGAAAAGCGCUCCACGCAGGGAAGCGAUGCAUUAUAGCUCGAAUAAAAACAGCCCGGAAAGCGAGGUUGCGAAUCCUCUACCGGAAAUCAAUAAUGCCAUACCACUUCCUGUGAACUUGAAUAAGAAUUUAUCUUUCCCAAUGUUCAAUUCGUCCAAAACACUUCAUUCAAAUAACGAUGUCGCCAGGAAAAGUUUUAUUGAUGACAAACAAAAGAAACCGCCAUCCUGCGAAAGGCAAGAGUCACCUAGAAACGGCUUUCUCUUUUCAUCUCCCGAAACUGAAUCUCGAAAAUUUUCAGUUAAAGAGUGUCUUGAAACCGCGGAUAACGAGGUAUCGUUCUCCUUUAGUGAACCUGCGCCAGUAAAGGUUUCUGGAAAUAAAAAACCUUCAAGGAGUUCUUCAUUGCAAUCUUCAAAAUCUGCGCCUUUGUUAUACACUUCGCCGACUCAAAAUUCCGUUUCGUUAUUUUCGAAGAGUCCUCAAAGCGAUGACGCAUUUUCGCCAUCAAGAAAUGACGUAAUGUCGACGCCUGAAGAGAUAAAAAAUCCAGAAUCUGUGAAUGUCAAGAACUUUGUGGCAAAUAUCGAGAAUACAGCUCCUUGCCAGUGGAAAAAACCCGUGGAAACUUGUAAAAGCAGUUUCGCUAAGAAGGAAAACCAGAUUGGGAACUUGAAGAAGCUAGAAGCUCCCAAAGGUACUUCGGAUAGCAAUACUAAACAGGCUGCUGUACUAAAACCUAAAUUUGCUGCCCCAAAAGACUUAUGGGAAUGCCCCACGUGUAUGAUCCAAAAUAAAAACGACAUCCUGCAGUGUCCCGCCUGUCAGACGAGCAAACCUGGAUCCGUAGGUCCUUCACAGUUACAGAAUCAGACCAACAGCAGUAAUGAAGGCUCCACCUCGGGUGGUUUUUCCUUUACAAGUGGUAAAGUUAACUCCACCUCAUCAGGAGGGGGCUUUACCUUUGGUAAUGUCAAAUCUGCCUCUUCCGGAGGGGGAUUAUCUGGCAAGGAUGUCAACUCUACCUCAUCAGGAGGGGGAUUUACAUUUGGUAAUGUCAACUCUGCCUCUUCAGGAGGGGGAUUACCUGGCAAAGAUGUCAACGCUACUUCAUCAGGAGGGGGAUUUACCUUUGGUAAUGUCAACUCUGCCUCAUCAGGAGGGGAAAUACCUAGCAAAGAUGUCAACGCUACUUCAUCAGGAGGGGGAUUUACCUUUGGUAAUGUCAACUCUGCCUCAUCAGGAGGGGAAAUACCUAGCAAAGAUGUCAACGCUACUUCAUCAGGAGGGGAAAUACCUAGCAAAGAUGUCAACGCUACCUCAUCAGGAGGAGGAUUUACCUUGGGUAAUGUCAACUCAACAUCUUCACAUUUGAAGAGUAAGACAGACAACAUUAAUAAAGAUUCGUCAUCUGGUGGUUUUUCAUUUGCCAACACUCGUGUCAACCCUAUCGCAUCAGGAGGGGGUGUUACAAGCACAGAUGUCAGCUCUAUCUCAUCAGGAGGGGGAUUCAACUUUGGCGCUAGUCAAACCAACCAAUCUACAAACAUUGGAUCAACUUUUACCUUCGGUCAGAACAAAACAACAGAAUCGUCGAACUUCACUUUUGGAAGCAAUAACGUUACAAAAUCUGAUGCUAACGUUACCUCAACAAGUGAGGAGACUAAGUCUUCGGUCAUUUUCUCGUUUGGUGCUGGAAAAUCAGACGAGAAUUCCGCCAACACGAUCUUUUCAAGUGCUGCAAGCUCAAGCAAGAAUAUUGAUAAACAGAUAUUUUCUUUCGGCGCUCCAUCCUCUCAAACGACAACUGACAAUACUCUAAACACAAAAAAGGAAAGUCAAAAAUCCAACCUUAGUCAAGUAAAGCAACCAACAAUGAACAUAGCGCAAGCUGCUGCAGUUGGUCUAUUGAAAGUUCCGGGAAAAGAAAUCGAAACAAGUGAACCAGUCAAUAAAGACAUAAGACAAACCAAUGCUGGCUCAACAUUUGCAUUCCCCACCUCUGCAAACACACCGUCUUCAUUGAAAACUGGUUUGGAGCAAACCGCUGGUUCUAAGGUUACCAAUGCUGGCUCAACAUUUGCCUUCACCACGUCUGCAAACGCACCGUCCUCAUCGAAAAGUGAUUUGGAGCAAACCGCUGGUUCUAAGGUUACCAAUCAAAAUCAAGCCGUUUCUUUGAACGCUGGUGUCUCGCCUUUCUCUUUGCUGAACAAGAACUCUGUAGAAACCAAGACCCCAGGCGGUCUUUUUAAAUUUGGAGUUGCGCCAUCUACUACCUCCACGGCAACUUUGAGUACAGUAUCAGUUGUUACACCCAUUACAACGUUCCUUAAUGCCACGGGUUCAACGAUACCCCAAGUCAGCCCGUUAAAUCCCUCGUCCACCCCUAAGAAUACGCCUUUUUCUUUCACCGGUUCCUUAUCUCAGCCUAAGGCUACUGUAGCAUCCGCUGUCCCAUCUUUUGAUAUCGCCGCUUCAACUUCGAAUAAAACAGCACCGUUAACGCAAACCAAUCCUUCGACGUUUUCGUUCCUUGGCUCAGCGGCUACACAGACUACCAAAGCAACUCCAGCUUUUAAUUUUGGUGCAGUGAACGGGCCUACAUCAAGUAAUGGAGUAAGUUCUACACCGACCGCUGCUACGACAUCCGGUCUGUUUUCUUUCACUGGCUCACAGCCACCCGUCUUACCCACUCAGCUUGCUGUUGAGAAUUCCAACUCAAUGGGUGGCGAAGAGAUGGACGCGGACUCGAAUAGCAAUCACGGUCAAUCAACGUUCAUUCAAAACCCGGGAGGCUUCAAUUUUUCCUCGGCUGUUUCAAAUACAGGCCAAACUCCGGGGGGUGUAUUUGGAGCCCUUGGCAACAGCUCUACAGCUCCUUCCGCCCAAUCCGGGGGGUUCAACUUUUCUGCCAAUACUGGGGCGAGUUCCACAUUUCAGUUUGGAUCUUCAUCUAGUUCAAUGUCAGGAGGUUUUAACUUUGGUGCAUCAGCGCCUAGCUCAAACACAACUCCCUUCAUGUUCGGCAGCUCGUCUACGUCGGUCAGCGGUUCUACAAAUCAAACUUCUACUCCGUUGAGUUUCAGUUUUGGCGGGAAUGGCAUUAAACCCGCACAAAAUCCCACACCCGCUGCGUGUGAUAAGCCUGCAUUGUUUAGCAUGGGCGCCGGGCAAACCACUCCUUCCAAUAGAGUCUUCAAGAAAGCAGUGCGACGAAAACGGAAAUAGAGUUGGACAAGAAUUUGAAAUGAAGAAGAGCAACGACGCUUCAUGAUAAUCAAGUAGCUAAUUAAACGAAGUAAUGAAGGAUUUUGUGAUGAAUUGUUACACUGAAGAGUUCGGCAAAAAGAUGAAUCUGUUUUAAAGAAAAGGAGUAGUAUACAGAGGAUUGGGGCGAGAUGCUUAAUCUCAUGCAACGGUAUUGUAAACAGAAUAAAAUAAAUAGCAGAUAAGAGACAUCUUAAACCGUCACAAAGUGUUUAACGUAGUUUUAUUAUAGUUAGAACAACAAGAUGCACGUGUCACCUGACGUCAUGUCACGUGUCACCUGACGUCAUGUCACGUGUCGUCUUUAUAAUUCUUACUGUUUGUGAACACCAUGAGAAGUCAAGUGUAGGUGAAUAAGUAAUUUUUUAUUUCUACCUUCGAUGCAAGGAAAGGAAAGCUACAGUGGGUUCAAUUUAGGUAUAACGGUUCUCGAAGCAAAUGUGAAUUUACUUUUCAGGUCAACUUUUCCUGUACUACACACCGUUUAUAUGUGAGAUUUUGUUUGGUUGCAAUAAGAAUUAUUAUCUAGUCUGUGUUGUCAAUAGUUGUGAAAUUCCUUGCGUCGUCAGUCGUCAGAUUUGUGGCUUUGAAAAUCGAAAACGUUUAAUGAAAUCACUUCAAAAUGGUUUUCAUUGCUUCGAGAUUUUGUCUUGAGUGCGAAGCAUCUUUCGAUGUUGAGAUUCAGUAGUAAUUACAGUAUUAUCAUUGAAAUAAACAUAUAACUGGACGGCUAUCUUUAGACUAUGAGCAAACCUGCUCCUUGCAUGAAGCCAAUUCUUACCUCCAAACACGCGUGUAUGGAGGUCAAGUCCCGCAUUUUAGAACUUAUUGUUAUGAACUUUCUUGGCCGUGCGGGAAAAGAUUGGGACUAGUUAAAUUGUUGGCUUCAAAUUUUGGCGGGAAGUAGCAGUCCAGUUAUAUUUAGUUCAAUUUAUAUUAUUUAAGACCAUGUUAUUUGUAUAUAUAUAAUAGUAGAGCGUAAUCAUUAUGGCGAUAAUGCUCAAGUCAAGUCAAUUCAAACGAAGGCUAUUUUAUACCGGGGCGAAGCUAAAAUCAAAUUGAAAUAUUUAUUUUUAUAAAUGUAAAUAACGGGAUGUUUUUCGAGAAUUUGUUGUGGUUGGGGGGAGGGAUUUGUGGAAAAUUUUUCCAACGGUUUUUCAUGCUAAAAUAGUCAAAUUUGAAUUGGAUUGGCUACGGUUUUCAAUAUGAAAGAAUUUCCCAGUAUGAAUUUUAACUGGACACAUGUUUGUAAAUUAUUACAGCUAUGUUGUAAUGGUUGUAAUAAAAGAUAGUGGGUUCAAAUUAA
Messenger RNA from Xenia sp. Carnegie-2017, 6308 nucleotides. RefSeq names its product nuclear pore complex protein Nup153-like. Lineage: Eukaryota; Metazoa; Cnidaria; Anthozoa; Malacalcyonacea; Xeniidae. The coding region runs from base 140 to 4963 and encodes 1607 amino acids. Gene Ontology annotation, biological process: RNA export from nucleus; protein import into nucleus. Gene Ontology annotation, cellular component: nuclear pore. The transcript is spliced from 22 exons. Gene Ontology annotation, molecular function: structural constituent of nuclear pore. The record is from RefSeq and is a predicted model, not a curated record.